AUGUUGUUCUUGACUCACCAAAUACGGCAAAUUUCUCAGAUGCUCAAAAACGCUCAGACACUUAUCCCCAAAGACACUUACCCCAAAGACACUUACCACCAGAGACACUUACCCCCAGAGACACUCCUUGCACCCCAGAGACACCCCACCCCCAGAGACACUUAUCCCAGAGACACCAUCCCCAAACACACCCCAAUUCCAAAGACACCCAACACCAGAGACACUUCACCCAGAGACACCCCAAUCCCCAGGAGCAUCACUUACCCCCAGAGCAUUCUAACUCCCCAGAGACACUUAUCCCCAGAGACACUUAUCCUCAAAGACACUCACCCCCAAAGACACUUUCAAUUCCAAAGACACUUACCACCAGAGACACCCCACCCCAGAGCACACCCCACCCCAGAGACACUUACCCCAGAGACACCAAUUCCAGAGACACUCCUUACCCCAGAGACACGCAAUUCCCCUAGAGACACUUACCCCAGAGACACUCCCCAUCCCUAG
Messenger RNA from Homarus americanus (American lobster), 504 nucleotides. Its product is annotated as extensin-like. The record is from RefSeq and is a predicted model, not a curated record. Bases 1 to 504 code for a protein of 167 amino acids. The transcript is spliced from 2 exons. Lineage: Eukaryota; Metazoa; Arthropoda; Malacostraca; Decapoda; Nephropidae.